Mizuhopecten yessoensis (Yesso scallop) is the source of this 1649-nucleotide messenger RNA. Its product is annotated as calcium-binding protein LPS1-alpha-like. The transcript has 9 exons. The coding region runs from base 49 to 1299 and encodes 416 amino acids. Gene Ontology annotation, molecular function: enzyme regulator activity; calcium ion binding. NCBI's taxonomy places the organism in Eukaryota, Metazoa, Mollusca, Bivalvia, Pectinida, Pectinidae. The record is from RefSeq and is a predicted model, not a curated record.
UGUGUGUGUGUGUGUGUGUGUGUGUGUUGAGUCACUCUAUACAAUAGGAUGAAAGAUACAUCAGACACCGUAUCACACAGCACUCAACAUGGGGAGGGCGGAGUGAUUUUAAACUUAUCCUGGAUGGACACUCCAAUGGCUGAGGGGCUAACAGACGAAGACAUAGCAGAGUACCGGGAGGUGUUCGAUGUCUACGAUAAAAACAAAGACGGUGUGAUUGAAGCCAAGGAGCUGGAGAAGGUGAUGCGAGAUUUGGGACAGAACCCUAGCAAAGCUGAAAUCAUCGAACGUAUGAGUGAGGGCGACUUCAACGGCGAUGGCACAAUCGACUUCCACGAGUUUCUCCUGAUGAUGGCUGAACGGCGGAAGAGUCCGAAGAAUGACGACGACCUUCAGCGAGCAUUCGACGUAUUCGACAAGGACAAGAACGGUUACAUAUCUAGAGAGGAGCUGAAGAGUGUGAUGGAAACUCUAGGGGAGAGACUCAACGAUAGCGAACUAGACGAAAUGUUAAAGGAGGCUGACAAAGAUGGCGACGGUCAAGUAAACUAUGAAGCACAUAUUAGACUAGCCACUAGCCCUCCACCACAGGGUCGCUGGUUCGACGCCUACGUGGGGCAGUCGCCAGUCAAAGGACGUAAAACACACAUAACAUGGUGUAGUAUUUCUUUUCAACAAAAUGAUGAUAUGUCAGUGAUGUUGUUAAAGUUGUUAAGACAAAGGCACCACUACAUCAGCAUGUACAAUAACCACCAGAAUGACCACCACACAAACAUGCAUCUUUAUUAUUUACUAUGUUCAUAUAAGAUUAAUAAAUUAAUUCUGAAUUCUGGAUUUUUUUUCCAGGCAGAGGAUUUAACUGCAGACCAAGUUGCAGAAUGUAAGGAGGCUUUCAGCAUGUUCGACAAAGAUGGGGACGGUACCAUCACCACUAAGGAACUGUCGACGGUCAUGAGGUCCCUUGGCCAGAGCCCCACAGAGGCUGAACUCAGGAAAAUGCUCCAUGAGGUGGACGCUGACGGUAGUGGAACGAUAGACUUCGCUGAAUUCCUCACCAUGAUGGCGAAACGGAUGUCGAAUUCUCCAGAAUCCCCCGAGGAGCAGAUGCUGGAAGCGUUCCGACUGUUCGAUAGGGACGGCAAUGGCUCCAUCAGUCCGGAAGAGCUGAGGCAGGUGAUGGUCAACUUGGGCGAGAAGUUGACGGACGAGGAGCUAGACGGUAUGAUCAAGGAAGCGGAUAAAGACGGAGACGGGAGUGUCAAUUACGAAGAAUUUGUGAAUAUGAUGAGUUGCCGAUGAAGUGAAGUUAUGAUAGCCCAUAUGUACAUCAUCAUAUCGUGUAGAUCUAGAUCCAACGGAUAUCAUUGAAUACAACUUACCUGGCCAGGUAAAGACGGUCGUGCUAGUAUAUCAAGUGUUGACACUGUGAUUACUAACUUUGUGGGCAUGGCAAUGCUGUACUGAGCUACAAACAGGAACCGGUUUAUCAUCGUUAUUUACAUGCGUCAUAUGAGAACGACUUUUUUGUGUCUGAAAAAAAGUCUUUUAUAGAAUAGUAUUUAACAUCCAAACACUCUGAAAUUAAAGUUAUAUCCAUGGAAAAAAUACUGCAAAGUUCUAUCCGUCCAAAUAUUAGUUGUAAUUAUUUA